AACACAGAUGGCUCUUGUGGAGAAAUUUGCGGAGUUUAUUUUGACUUUUCUCCAAAAUUCCUCCUACACUUUGGUUUUAUUAACGUUACUUUUUGCAGUAUUUAUACCAUUGGUUAUCUUAAGAAUCCGUACAAAGUUGAAUAAAAGAGGGCCAAACCCUUUCGCCAACGAUUGUCGAAGGCCACCUCGACCUCUAGUCCUGGACCAGGCGGAACGGGACAAAGUUAUUAAGCAAGGAUUUGUCGCGCGGAAAGUGCCCGAGGACCUCGAUGCAAUUGUGAUAGGCAGCGGAAUUGGAGGGCUUACCUCAGCAGCCCUACUGGCGAAGGCAGGGAGGAAGGUUCUGGUGUUAGAGCAGCAUGAUCAAGCGGGAGGAUGCUGCCACUCGUUUGUAGACAAAGGGUAUGAAUUUGACCCAGGUAUUCAUUACAUUGGAGAAAUGAGCUGCCAGGGAACGAUGCAUCUUCUGUCAGAUCAGCUAACUGAAGGUCAGCUGGCUUGGGUUCCCCUUGAGAAACAGUAUGACACUGUAGUGAUCGGCAAUGGAGAAAAUGCAAGGAAAUAUCCAGUCUGUGGUGGAAGACAGGAUGAAUACUGCAGUGCAUUGUAUAAAAGUUUUCCCAAAGAGAGGAAAGCUAUUGAUCAAUACAUGAAAAUGCUUAAGGAUGUGCGAAAGUCAAUGCCAGGUUAUGUAGCAUUCAAACUCAUGCCUGAAUGGCUGGCCAAAUUCAUGUUUACAACUGGAAUUGCUGACUGGAUGACAAAGUUUUUCAAGUAUUCGAAAAGAUCAGUUGCUGAAGUGUUGGAAGAGCUGACAGAUGAUAAGGAUCUUCAAACUGUACUGGCAUACAAUUUUGGUGAUUACGGUGUUCGUGUUGAAAAGAGCGGUGGUGAGAUGGAUAUUUUUGCUCCAGUUGUGAUCUCUGCUGCAGGAAUCUACAACACGUUUGAGACACUUCUUCGACGUGAAAAACCCAUACCCGACAAGAAGUUGCUAAAAUCCGAGGGUGUUCGUCAUGGUUACGCAGCCAUGUCGGUCUACGUCGGCCUCAAGGGGACGAAAGAGGAUUUCGGACUAAAAGCCACCAAUGUGUGGGCUUUUACCAACAGUGACCUCGAUAAAAGCACCAGGGAGUACCUUCAAUCUGACGCUGGUACUGCCGGAACUAAAGAUAUCCCCCUGGUAUUUAUCUCCUUCCCCUCGACUAAAGACCCCGAGUGGGACAAGCGACAUCCCGGUAAAACGACAUGUACUGUCAUAACCCUUGCCCCGUACGAGUGGUUUGAGAGGUGGGAGAACGAACGUGUUAUGAAGCGAGGCGAGGAAUACGAGGACCUCAAGAACCGUAUCGGCAAGCGAAUCUGGGAACAGACUUGCAAGCUCUUUCCGCAAGUUCGCGACCGGGUCGAUUUCUUCGAUGUCGGGAGUCCUUUGAGUAACAGAUACUACAUCGCUGCUCCUCGCGGGGAGAUAUACGGUAUUGAUCAUCACAUUGACCGGUUCAGUCCCAACGCUGUAAUGAAACUCCGCCCGGAUACGUCCAUCCCCGGGUUAUAUCUUACCGGCCAGGAUAUCCUAAGCUGUGGGUUCGCUGGAGCGAUGUUCAGCGGGGUGAUUACUGCAUCAGCUGUCCUCAACAGGAAUCUGUUUGCUGAUAUAGGUCGUCUGCAAACGGAGGUCAAGAAAAAAGCGGCGAAGCGCGGAGACAUGGAAAACAGAGUGGCCAGUGAUGGUUCAGACAAAGAGGGAUCCUAAACGUAUUUAGUCAUAAGCCAAAAACUGUGUCGCGCAAUAGAGCGUUCAUCUAAUAGAGAUUGCCUGGUUGAUUGAUAAAGUUCGUAACUACCUGCAAGAAUCAUCGAAUCCUAAAUAAACAGGGCUUUAAAUGAGAGCAAUAAUGGUUCUCACUGGGUGGAAAAUCUAUUUAUUUUAAUUAUUAGUUUUCAAUUAAAAUUGCUUUAAAUUAAUGAAAGGCGUGCAAAAUUAUUUUUUUUAAUCAAAAACUUAUCUUUCGUGGGAUAUUUAAUUAAAAAAACGACGGUUAAGAAUUAACCAAUAGGUCUGACUGUCGCUUCAAACAAUUAACCCUUUACAUUCUAACAUCAGUAUGCAUAUUCUCUAUACUGUUCCGUAUGCAUAUUCUCCAUACUGUUCCGUAUGCAUGUUCUCCAUACUGUUCUCUGUACAGUUCUUAAGGAGCUGAUAAGGAGAAUUCGUUGAACGAUCAAAACCAUCUUGAGUCGAUUUUCAUUUCCUUCAUUCUCGUGACUAUAUUGUGUGAAACAAGGGUGAUAUUGUAAGAGAAAUUAUUAAAAGUUGGA
Molecule: messenger RNA, 2322 nt
Organism: Stylophora pistillata
Lineage: Eukaryota; Metazoa; Cnidaria; Anthozoa; Scleractinia; Pocilloporidae
Product: all-trans-retinol 13,14-reductase
Molecular function (GO): oxidoreductase activity
Source: RefSeq, a predicted model, not a curated record